Molecule: messenger RNA, 3968 nt
Organism: Xyrauchen texanus (razorback sucker)
Lineage: Eukaryota; Metazoa; Chordata; Actinopteri; Cypriniformes; Catostomidae
Gene: sprtn
Product: SprT-like N-terminal domain
Exons: 5
Coding region: 143-2107 (654 amino acids)
Biological process (GO): DNA repair
Cellular component (GO): nucleus
Molecular function (GO): polyubiquitin modification-dependent protein binding; single-stranded DNA binding; metalloendopeptidase activity
Source: RefSeq, a predicted model, not a curated record
UAUAUAUAUAUAUAUAUAUAUAUAUAUAAAAUAAAUUAAACAUUACAGUCUAUAAAACGGGAGUUUCAUGAUUAACGGUUACAUGUGGAGAUUUUGUACUAGUUAAUGGUGACGGAUGAUCCGUUUAUACUGAAACAGACAGAUGAUGGAGGAUGAUGACUUUCUACUCGCUCUUCGUUUACAAGAGCAGUUUGAUAAUGAGACAUCGGCUCCUGCGUGGACUGAUGAUGACUAUCCGUCCAGUAAAAAGCGAAAGAUUGAUUCCCAUGAUCUGAUGGAUGUUAUUUCACACUCUCGGUCCAGACCAGAGAAACCGAUGUCCGUCGUGGAUGGGUCGUGGGAGAUGCUCGACCCCAAUCCGGACGUGAGAGCCAUGUUCCUACAGUUUAAUGACAUGUUCUUCUGGGGAAAACUCAGCGGUGUGGAGGUGAAGUGGAGUGCACGGAUGACACUAUGUGCUGGGGUGUGCUCUUAUGAAGGAAGAGGAGGCCUGUGCUCUAUUCGACUCAGUGAACCACUAUUAAAGCUCAGACCCCGAAAAGAUCUUGUGGAGACUCUUCUACAUGAAAUGAUCCAUGCUCUUCUUUUCGUGACUCAAAACAACAGAGAUCGAGAUGGCCAUGGACCAGAAUUCUGCAAACACAUGAACAGAAUCAACCAAGCAAGCGGUACCAACAUCACUAUAUAUCACUCUUUUCACAAUGAGGUGGAUGUGUACAGGCAGCACUGGUGGCGAUGUAACGGGCCAUGUCAGAAUCGCAGACCUUUCUUUGGAUACGUAAAGCGUGCAAUGAACAGACCUCCCUCGACAAGAGACCCUUGGUGGGCAGAGCACCAGAGGACCUGCGGUGGAACUUACACCAAAAUCAAAGAGCCAGAGAAUUAUGGCAAAACAGGCAAAAGUAAAAGGGAUGGAAAUAAAGAGAAGAAUCCUACAACUGACAACUCCAAGAAGACAAAACCUCCUAGCAGCACUACAGGCUCUGGCUCACAAGACAUUAGAAAUAUCAUUCCAUUCAGUGGGAGAGGUUUUUUACUCCGAGGGAAUAGUCAGAUAUCCACUGACAAACAACCCAGCCAGAAUCCCUUAAGUCCUUCAAGGGCACAGCCCAAUCAUCUGGUUUCUCCUCCUAGUAAUGACUCGGACUCUCCAAGACCAUGGCCCACCGAGACAAGCUUAGACAAAAGAGUCAGCUCGGGUGCAUCAAAUAUUCUCCACAAAAAAUCUAUUAGCAACACCAAUGCCUUCAUCAACAUCAAUGGCUCACCUGUGAGAAUUUCUAAAGUAAAUGGCAAUUUGAGGGCCAAGCAGAUGACAGUGCAAGAUCUCUUCCAGGCCAAAGUUCGGAAAUCUCCAGAGAAAGUAACCAGUACUGCUGGGUCUUCCAAGCCCAUCACAAAUGCUUCAAUAGAAAACACUGCUCUAUAUAACAGUCCAACUGCAUCAGGUACUAAUUACCUAAUAUCUUUGAGUAAAACAGGCAUGAUCAAUAACUGUCAUUCAUCCAGUGUCAUAGGAUCAAAGCCUGGCUCUACUAAGCCUCAUCUCUCCAAAUAUUUUGGAAGUGCUGAAAAUGAUACAAGAAAAUUCCCAGAUUCAAAUUUGAAAAGUUUUGGAAACUGCAGAAUAUCUGAAACUAGCACACCAGGUCACAUUUCUAAGCACCUCAGUAGUAAUCAAAGACAAGUGUCGAAUAUUACAACCUCAGGAUUCAGUAACACUGGCAGUCCCCAGAAGCCAAGUACAAUUGCUUCAGAAUCUAGUUCCAUACACUUUGGAAGCUCCAAAAAGACUGUGAUCAAUUUUCCAAGCCAUAAAAAUAUUGACAGCCCCUGGACAUCAGGGACAUUGGCUUCAGGAGCCAGGAAAAGAUCAUGGGAAGAGCAUAACUCGGAACAUUUCUUUAAUAACUUUCAGCAGACUAUUAAUGAAAUCACCACAACCACAGUAAAGAAGCAAGAGGAGAUCGGAAAUGCUGGUCUGUCUGCAGUCGGGGAUCAGGAAGCAAAUAGUCAACCAGUUCAGAUCACCAUCCACUGCCCUGUGUGUUGCAUCAAAGUACUAGAGUCCAAAAUAAAUGAGCAUUUAGACUCCUGUCUCAUGUGAUCUCCGAAGACUCUAAGCUCAGAGAGGCUUUUAAGGAAUAGUUCACCCAAAAAUGGAAACACGGACAUCAUUUACUCACCCUUCAAAUCUGUAACACAAAAGGUGAAUUUGUUUUAAGAAUAUCAUGGCCUUCUUUUCGAUAUAAUGACUGUCAAGCGCCAAAAUGAAGCAUUGUGAAAGUAUCCUUAAAGUAGUCUAUAUGAAUUGUGCGCUAAGUGCCAUGUCCUUUGGAAGUCAAAUGAUGGCUUUGUGAAAUGAACAGACUGAAAUUUAAGUAAUUAUUCACUGAAAAUCUUCCUCAUCCGCUGUAGCUUUUAAUUUUAAUAUGGUGCCACCAUGGAUUCUGAUGUGGCUCGUGACCAAAUGUCAUAGCCAUUUCCUUCAAAUGGUAUUAAUGUGCCAUUUUUCAUUUGAUGUUUGUAGCUGAGAGUGCAAGAUUUUCAGUGAAUAACAAAUUAAAUUUCAGUAUAUUCUUUAUAUAAAGUUAUUGGAUGACUUUAGAAGACUUAAAAUAUAACACACAAGUCAUAAGGACUACUUUAAUGAUGCUUUAAUUGUGUUGUUUUUUUGUGUUAUUUUUGAACUAGACAUAACCAGUCCCCUUUUACUUUCUUUGUGAUCUGGAUAUUCUUCUAAAAAUUACUUUUGAUGUUCCACAGAAUAAAAUUAUACAGGUUUCGAACAAAAUGAAGGUGAGAAAUGAUGACGGAAUAAAAAAAAAUUAUUGGAUCAACUAUUCCUUCAACAUGGGGCUCAACCUUUUUAGGCUCAAUCUUUUCUUGUAAAAGAUACAAGAAAAUCUGUCAUGGUGGUGUGUCCUUUUCAUUUCAAUGCAAUAACAAUGUGAGUCACACUUCUUAAAAUACAUUUUAAACUUGUUGCCACCCGAUGUCCCACCCAAAAUGACGAUUUCAACAAUUCAGGGAGUUUUCUCAAGUGCUUUUAUAAUGUUUCAGCUACUGACUUAUUCUAACUCAUUCUGUACUUGUAUAAGACUCGAGAGUAUUUGCAUCAUGGAAAGAAUGGUGGGUGUGGUCAGUGCUGGUUUGAUUGACAGCUUAGUUGAGCUGUCACUGUCCUUGUGUUUGUCCAUGUUCAUGUUUGAUUUAGCAGUACCGAAUUUUGCUUGCUGUUCAAUACAGUAUUUAGAUAUAGUUAGCUAUCUGCAGGAUCAGGCUUUCCAAGAACUGUUUCAUCUUGUUGUCAUUAAUAACAAUAACCUUUAUAACCUGGUACACUUAUAGGCUUGUUUGAACACAAAAUGUAUUUACCUAUGUAAGGAGAGCAGAAGACAGUGAUUGGUUUAGUGUUUGACAUGCUCCAGGCAUUGGUAAUAUCAUAUGCAAGCAAUUUUAGCAUGCACUACUGGUUUUGAUAAAGGCAAACAGUGCUGUUUAUAGGUGAUUUUCUGUUGGAUGAAUCAAGAACUGGCACGUUAUUGUUGAAAUGUUGGUUUAUUUUUGUCCUGAUGUUAAAAACUAUAGUUUCAUAAUUAUUUGCAUUUUAAAAUAAAUUGAGAAGUUUCUAGGUUUAUAAAAUGGUUAUAAAUAGUUGUUGUAUUUAUUACAAAAAUGUUCAUAUCUCGUUAUACCCUGUUAAAAAAUGCCUUGUUUAUUAAUGUUGUCUUUUAACACUGGUUGAAAUAAAUGUUUGUUGAAGUGUUUCUGUUGCCUUUUGCCAAUUUUAAACACUCAUUCUAUGUGAAUGUAACAUGGGUGGUGAAAGAUUUGAUUAAAUCUCUAUACAUAUGUAUUUUCCAUUAUAUCAUAACUUUUAAGAAUUGUAAACCAUAAGUGAUAGAUUUCUGUUAAUUGUUGGUGUGUUUACUGGCCGAUAUCUGUAAUCUCAAAAUAAACAAAUA